Messenger RNA from Hyaloperonospora brassicae, 2853 nucleotides. The record is from the annotation of a GenBank genome assembly. NCBI's taxonomy places the organism in Eukaryota, Oomycota, Peronosporomycetes, Peronosporales, Peronosporaceae.
AUGGCGGCCCCACCCAAACCGCCGACCGAAACCGACGCACUGCUCGUCGUGCCGUCGUCCCCCAACAAUCCCAAUCCCAAUCCCAACCACAACAAUCCCAUCGACAGCAGUGACAACGACAGCGACGCGUCCGCCCCCGACGUCGUCGCCAGCGACGCCGUCGGCCGGCGCUACUUGGCGCUCACGCGCACGGCCUCUGCGCUCCGCUCGCCGUCGUCCAUCCUGCGGUCGCCCGCGCCCCGUGCCACGCGCUUCCACCCUCUGCGUCCGCCCACGCCGCUCGCGCGCCCCGCGGCCGUCCUCCGCACGCACUCGUUCCCCAGCGACCUCUACUCGGGCGCGCGCUUCUCGCGCUUUGAGAUUGAAGAAGCGCUACGCGCGCGCACGGGCGCGUCGCUCGUCGCGUGGCUCUACGCCGACCGCCGCCACGCCACGCGUGCGCGCGCGUACAACGCCGCGCAGCAACAGGACGAGGAGAAGCGCGCGAAAGCGCAGCAUCGCGAGUCGUUCAGCUACGACUUUUUCGAGAGCCGCGUGAACACGCAGCACGAUCAGGAGCAGAGCGAAGGCGCGAUCCGCUCGCUGAACAUUGCGCGGUGGGUCAUGACGUUCCUCGUGGGCCUCGGCACAGCGCUCGUCGCGUGCUUUGUCGAGUUUUGGACGUCGCUGCUGUCGACGCUGCGGACAGAGACGACAGCAGCGGUCGUUGCGUCCGAGCGCAGCGGGUCGCACGCGUUUGGCGCUGGGUACGCUGUGUACGUGGCGCUGAGCGUCGCGUUCGUGGCCGUCGCGAGCUAUUGCGUGGCGAUUCUGUGCCCCGUGGCCGGCGGCUCGGGCAUCUCGGAGAUCAAAGCGACGCUCAAUGGCAUUAAGAUCCACCGCGUCGUGCGGCUCAAGACGCUGUUCUGCAAGGCGUUUGGCAUUCUCUUUAGCGUCGCCGGUGGCCUCCCCAGCGGCAAAGAGGGCCCAAUGAUCCACAGCGGGGCCGUGAUUGGCGCUGGCUUGUCGCAGGGCAAGUCCUCGAGCUUUGGCGUGGACACGAGCUGGACCAAGUUCAAGGGCUUCCGCAACGACAAGGAGAAGCGCGACUUUAUCUCGUGCGGCGCCGCGGCCGGUGUGGCGGCCGCGUUUGGCGCACCGAUUGGCGGUGUGCUGUUUGCGCUCGAAGAAGGCGCGUCGUUCUGGCACCAGAACCUCACGUGGCGCACGUUCUUCUGCGCAAUGGUCUCGGCCUUUGUGCUCAACUACUUUAUGUCGUUCCUCGAGGCGAGCGCGUCGGACGACGCAACGCCCGACGUGGGCCACGUGUUCAUUGGCGGCACGCUCGGGACGCAAACCGGCACGUUUACGUUUGGCCAGUUCAAGGGCAGCAAAGCUUACGAAGUGCUGGACGUGCCCGUGUUUAUCGUCAUGGGUAUGCUCGGGGGCCUCGUGGGCGCGGCGUUCAAUGGCGCGAACACGGUGCUGACCACGUGGCGCAAGCGCUACGUGACGCACCGGUACCUGCGCUUUGGCGAAGCGCUGCUGAUUGCGUUUUGCAUGGCGACGGCGUCGUUCUGGCUGUCGUACGGCUUUGGCACGUGCAAAGCGCUCGCGGGCGACUACAGCGACUCGCUCGUGCAGUUCUACUGCCCCGAAGGCCAGUUUAACGACCUCGCCUCGCUCUUUACCGUGAACUACGCCACGAGCAUGAAGCAGCUGCUGCACUUUACCGGCGACGAGAGCUUCACGCCGUUCUCGCUGUGCAUGUUCUUUGUCGUGUUUUACGCGUUCGCGUGCUGGACCUAUGGCAUUGCUGUGCCGUCGGGGCUGUUUGUGCCGAGUUUGCUCGCGGGCGCAGCCUACGGCCGCAUGUGUGUGAUGUUUGUGCACUACGUGGGCUUCCCCGUGGGCGCGCAGGACGGGAUGUUUGCGCUCAUUGGGGCCGCCUGUAUGCUCGGUGGCAUGGCCCGCAUGACCAUUUCACUCACGGUCAUCAUCCUCGAGUGCACGGGUGUGAUUGAGUGGGGACUGCCGAUUAUGGUGUCGCUCAUGGCUGCUCGCUGGGUCGGCAACAGCUUUAACGAGGGGCUCUACGACAUCCACAUCCACCUGAACCACUUGCCGUUCCUCGAGUUUGACCCGCCGUACUACGCGCGUUUCCUGCGCGCGCUCAACAUUAUGAGUUCGCCGCCGACGUGCGUCCCGCAGAUUGCCAAAGUCGGCGAGAUCUACGACGUGCUCAAGAAUUGUACCCACGGUGGGUUCCCCGUCGUCGUGCCCCGCAGUCAGGACGCAGCGGGGGACGGCAAGCGCCCGGAGUUUGGCAGUCGACGCAGGUCGCCUCGUUUCUCGGGCAUUAUCAAUCGCCAUCACAUGGCUGUGCUGCUGCAGCGCAAGGACUUUUUCGUCGAGAAACCCGAGCCGUACGUUCGGACACCGGCGGGGGACACGACGCUGCUGUACAAUGACCAGUAUGCGCUGUCGUAUCGGGACAUGGAGGGCAGUUACCCGCGGUACCCGUCGGUUCAUGAUAUUCAGCUGGACGAAGAGGAGCGGGACCUGUGGAUGGACCUCACGCCGUACAUGAACCCCACGCCGCACACGGUGCAGGAGCAGACGCCCGUGCCGCGUGCCUUUCGUCUGUUCCGGUCCUUGGGCUUGCGCCACCUCAUUGUGCUCAACCGACGCAAUGAAGUGCGUGGUGUGAUCACACGCAAGGACUUGACGCCAGCACACCUCAAGUUUUGUCUCGAGGCACUGAGCGAAGAAGAGAAGAUGCGGAUUCAGGGCUAUUUCCACCGCGAUCGAGCAGGGUCGGAGCGAUUCGAGGACGUUGAGAAGAAGCUGAUCCGCAUCAACGACAACUCGUAA